Molecule: messenger RNA, 537 nt
Organism: Durusdinium trenchii
Lineage: Eukaryota; Dinophyceae; Suessiales; Symbiodiniaceae
Source: the annotation of a GenBank genome assembly
AUGGGCUGGCAGGUCCUGGUGAAGAGGAAAGAAGGCGAAUGGCCCACGAAAAACGCCGGAGUUCGAGGCCUCCUGGCACCUACAUGUCUCAGUGUCUCCGUCCUCACCGUACCUGAGAAGGUCUGCACGGUGGCCGGAAUCGCCUGGAGGACAUGGGCUCCUGGGGACUGCACGGCCGCACUUCGCUCGACCCGAGAGCCGAGCGGCUCGCGCAGAUUGACGACCUUCGACCACUUGCACAUGGUGGGGGAGGCCCGGCCCACCCGUCGGGACGGUCGGCGCUUGAACGCCACCAACGACACGGCCUGCCUCGUGGAAGCGCCCUUUGUCGAGCUGCCGAGUCGAAAGGAGAUGGACUUCGACGCAGCGGCUGUUCUCGGCGGUGUGGGCUUUGGAGUGGCGUCCAUGGCGGCACUCUUCGGUGUACAUAAGAUCUUGCUAUGCCUCAGAGCUCGAGGAGACGGGGAUGUGGCACGUGGACUUCAAUCGCUCUGGCAGCGCAAGAGGGGCACUCUCAGCCCAGCGGAGAAGGAGUGA